AUCGCCAUUAAGUAGAUUAAAAUUACAAUCAGAUAAAAAUAUUCAAUUAUAUGUCACAUAAAGUAAUACACAAUCCAUAUUUAUUGUAGUAACUCUCUACACUCCCGACCUACCCAAACAAAAUUAUUCCAAAGUCUUGACUUUCACCAUUUUGCUAGAAGCUGAGACGCCCGCCACACACACUCACAUAUUAUAUUGUUUUGAUUUUCUAUCUGAUUUUCGAUAUCCACAAUGGAGCGCUGAUUAAUUUGAAGUCACACCGCAUAGAACCCUAUUGGGGGGAAAAUCCUCUUACCAAUAUUUUUCCAUACCUAAGGUUGAACUCGAGAUCUCUGAUUAAGAGAGGAAUAUUCCUCUAUUGCAUAUAUUCACUCUAUACAAGUCCCUUAGCUAGGAAUCUUCUUGGUUGCUGCAGUUGUGGAAAAACAAUGACGUUAAUUUUGUAUAAAUAGUGAGUCCCCCUUGAUAAACAUAAUUUUCCAUCACACACUUUUAAUAAAUCAGAAAAAUGGACCGGCGGCUGAAUGAAGCAGUUUUCAGGGGAGAUGUUGAAGCCAUUCAAAAACUCAUUGAAGAAGAUUCAAACAUAGUGAACCAAACCAUUGAGGAGUCACUACACACCAUAUUACACCUAGCAGCUAGAUUUGGGCAUGUUGAAUUGGUCAGGGAGAUUGUCAAGUUGUUCCCGGAGAUGGUGUCCGCGGAGAACCGGGAUUUGGAGACGCCCUUGCAUGAAGCAUGUAGAGAAGGGAAACUGGAAAUUGUGAGAAUUUUACUUGAGAAUGAUCCAUGGGUUGCUUACAAGACAAAUUUGUGGGAUAAGAGUGUACUUUAUGUAGCAUGUGAGAGAGGGAGGAUUGAAGUGGUUAAGCAUUUGUUACAUAAUGUUAACAUGUUGUUGAUGCGUGAAGUUGAUAUGUCCACUACUUCACUACAUGCUGCAGCUUCAUCAGGCCAUACAGAAGUAGUGAAGGAAUUGGUUAAAGUUCGACCCGAUUUUGCUUGGAAAAAGGAUGUGUUGAUGAAUGGUUGCAGUCCAUUACAUAUAGCAUGCAGCAAAGGGCACUUAGAUAUAACAAGAGAAUUGCUAAAGAUGGAUAUGGAUCUUUCUAGUUUACAAGAUAAUGAAGGCAGAACUCCACUUCAUUCGGCAGUCAUUAAAGGAAGAGUGAACAUUAUUGCUGAGAUACUCUCAGUGACUCUUGAAUCUGCUGAAAUGAUUACAAAACAUGGUGAGACAAUUCUUCAUUUGGCUGUCAAGAACAAUCACUUUGAAGUCCUCAAGUUCUUGAUGGAGUCACUUGAUGUUUCAAAUCUCAUGAAUGUUCAAGAUACUGAUGGAAACACCAUUCUACAUUUGGCUACUGUUAGGAAACUCACCACUAUGAUUGUUUAUCUACUUAAGCUUGGGGUUGAAGUAAAUGCUUUGAACCAAAAAGGAUAUACAGCAUUAGAUGUAGUAGAAGCAGAUGCAAGUAACUCUGGUGCUCUUGCAAUCAUUCCAGCAUUACAAGAAGCUGGUGCCAAAAGAUGUGAUCAAUUACCACCAAAUUUUCAAGACAUCCAGCAGGUAGUUGUAUCACCAAUUUUGGGAUCAUCAUGGACAAGAAGAAAAACUACUAGUUUUCAGUCUCCGUCCUCAUCAUCUCAACAUUCGUAUUAUAAUAACCAUCAUCAAAGGAAGCACAUCAAUAAUCAUCGCGCUACUAGGACAAAAAAAAUCAAGCUCCAAAGUGAAGGUCUAAGAAAUGCAAGAAAAACGUUAACAGUUGUUGCAGUUCUAAUAGCAACUGUGACAUUUGCUGCUGGUAUUAAUCCUCCAGGGGGAUUUAAUCAACAAACUGGAAAAGCUCUAUUGGGUAAAACAUCAGCCUUUAAGGUAUUUUUGGUAUGCAACAUUGUGGCACUUUUUCUCUCUCUUGGAAUUGUUAAUGUCCUUGUUAGUGUUGUCCCAUUCAAGAGAAAAACAAUGAUGAAAUUAAUGGUGGCAACACACAAAGUAAUGUGGAUUUCUACAAUUUUUAUGUCAUCAGCUUAUAUAGCUGCAAUAUGGUCAAUAUUGCCACAAGGAAAGGGGGCUCAUUGGGUGCUAAGUGAAGUUAUGAUCAUAGGGGGAGGAUGCACUAUGGUUGUGUUUCUAAGUUUGGGGAUUUUGUUAGUGAGACAAUGGAAAAGGAAGAGUGAUUGGAGAAAAAAAAGAGAGGAACAUCAUAAGAAGAUGAAAGAGGAAAGUCCUAAGAGUAAUAUAAGUAGAGUUGAAGAAAUGAAAGUGGUGAAGAAAGAUAGUCAUGAAGGUAGUAGCAACUCAGAUGUUGAUAGCUCAGAUCAAGGUUAUCAUUUGUAUUAAUUACCUGUAUUCAUAGAUCUAUUCUUAUUAGUCUAAUAAGUAGAAAAUAAUGUAUUAAAGUUAUAUAUAUACUAUUAGUUUCUAAUAUGACAGAUGCUAUUAAUGUAUUUGUUGAAAUAUUUUUCAUUAAUAA
Messenger RNA from Solanum dulcamara, 2480 nucleotides. RefSeq names its product ankyrin repeat-containing protein At5g02620-like. The transcript has 3 exons. The coding region runs from base 509 to 2347 and encodes 612 amino acids. Gene Ontology annotation, cellular component: plasma membrane. Lineage: Eukaryota; Viridiplantae; Streptophyta; Magnoliopsida; Solanales; Solanaceae. The record is from RefSeq and is a predicted model, not a curated record. Gene Ontology annotation, molecular function: protein phosphatase regulator activity; protein phosphatase 1 binding.